AUGCUAUUUUAUUUUCCGUAUGCUUUGAGUGUAACUUAUAUAUCAGUUCUUAGUUUGUGUUGUGUUUUGGGUGUUUUUGUUUUAACACUAUGGGGUCAUAUCGCGCUCUCAUCACCGCACCAAACUUCGCUGUUCCUAUUAGAUAACAUUGAAAAAGAGGCACGAAUUUUAGAUGCAACAAUCAGGGAGGAACAAAAUAACUGGAUUUAUGUAGCUAAAAAACCUCAUUUACCUGUUAUUUUCGGAAGGACUGUAGAUAGUCAAUUACAAUUACUAAUCGACAAUUUUCUGAGAGACUUUGUUGCACGUUGGCUAAAAGAACUCUCAUAUAAACCAGAGCCUGUAAUUGAUAAGUUCAAAGAACACACUUGGAGCGCUGUCCAGAGUUUAUAUGAGCGUCUGUUGAAAGUUGAUGCUGAAAAAUUACUAGCCAAUGACAUAGUCACAAAAAUAACUCAACAUUUUGAAAGGAUCAGAAUAGCUAGAAGUUGUGCGUUGGAAUUAAAUCAACCACCAGUUUUUGCACUAGCCUCUCACUUGAUGUCAAGUGAUACCGAACUCCACUACUUGCGUCAAAUCAGUGAACUGAUUGUUAUGUUCUUGAUGCCACGCUGCUAUUCUUUGACUCCAGUUUCAUAUCUCAUGAGAGAGAUAUUAGCUUGCAAAAUUCUACAGCCUGCAAUUGAUCUUAUUACCGAGCCCGAUUACAUAAACCAAAAGAUAAUUCAAUAUCUUGAAGCUCAAAAGGAAGUAGAUGCAAUGCAUAUAAGGACACAUGAGUAUGCUAAAACAUUUGAAGAUUAUAUAAGGCUUAUUACAAACUGCAACAAUGUGGACACACUGAAACGUUUGAGAUAUGACAUUGUGACACAAAUUAUGCAAGCAACAACAUUACAAAAUAUUAAAAGGGCAAAAGGAAUAGAUAUUGAUGUGAUUGAAAAAAGUGGAAACCAAAACAAUAUUAGCAGGCAACAAGUGACUGAUGCUAAGAAAUUGAAAAGAUACAUCGACCAACUGACUAUAGCAAAAGCAGAGUGUGAAGAAGCUUUAAGGAAGUUGGGCUGGGAUGGAGCUUUUCCAGUAGUGGAGUCAGAUAGCAAGGCAAUGCCUCUACACAAAAUAAUGGAAAGCGUAAUAGGUCGACGCUACCUCUCAAUGUUCUUAGAAACAUUAUGUUCACAAGGAUUAGUCGGUUUCUGGUCAGCUGUUGAGGAAUUACGUCACAGUCCAAGAAGCAGUUGGCAUCAACUAGGAGCUGAAAUAUUUUACACCUACAUAAGAUCGCCUAGUGCAGAAAUUAAAGUUGACAAAGAAACUAGGAAAAGAAUGGAAGCAUUUCUUUUGGGUGAUAAAGGUCCAGAAGUAUUCUACGAAGUUCAAGAUACAGUUGUAGAUACUAUUCAAGAAAAGUAUUAUCAGUCAUUUUUGAUGAGUGAGCAGUAUAAAGGUUUAGUGGCUGAACUAGCCACCGAGGAGGCUAACCAAGAACUGUGUUCAGAAAGGUCUCCGAUCGAAGACCGUCAGCUAUCAAACGAUUCGGUAUCAUCAGCUGAAAGCGCGGGCACUGUCCACCUCGCUGAACAUUCCACGUACGCGCGGCGGAAACUAGAUCAGUUGCAAGAGCGACAUAAUAACAAGACACAGGCCCUGGCCGCACUGAGAGCGUCGCUGAAGCCGGAGUCGCCGGCGCUGGCGAUGUUGGCGAACGAGGUGGAGCGGCUGGCGGGCGAGCAGAUGCGGCUGGAGGCGCACCUCGCGCGCACCGACACCUGGGCCGAGCACCUCGGCCGCUGGCGCGCCACCGUGCACAGCGCCGAGAUCAUAGACGAAUCGAAGCCUCCCCAGUUCGUGAUAGUGGUGCAUAUGGCGGAGCAGGAACCCACCACUACAGACGAAAGACCCGAGCAGAUCUCCACUGGCUGGGUACUGUUGAGGACGCUCAAUGAAUUCCAGGAGCUACAUCGAAAAUUAAGGCCUUUGUGUUCAGAACUAAAAAAUUUGGAACUGCCAUCGAAUUCCUUUAAAUUUAUCUUUGGGAAGAAUGACAAGAACUCUCUGGAUAAAGCCAAGACUCUUAUCCAAAAGUAUUUAGAAUUCGUCUUAGAGGACGAUAGGUUAAACCAAAGCGAAGCUUUAUAUACAUUUCUUAAUCCUAGUUCAGAGUACCUCAAACAAGGAGAUCUACCAAAGAAGAAUAAAUUUUCAUUCUCAACGUUAUUUAAAAGUACAAGUAGCGACGUAACAAAUAGAUCGUCGCAAGAAAAAGAAUCAUUUCAGCAUUUGUCCGCCGAUGAAGAUGAAAUAUCACUAUAUUUAGACGGAAACGGUGGAGACGCGGCGAACAAGAAUAUAAGCAACUCAAUGCGUGGAGUUGCCCUGGAGGAACGGGAUAGCAUUGCGGAGCCGCUGUACGCGCUUCUCAGCGAGGUGUUCGACAUGCGCGGCGUGUUCCGUUGGCUACGAAAGACGCUCGUCACCUUCGUGCAGAUCACAUACGGACGCACAAUCAACAGGCAAAUAAAAGAGACUAUAUCGUGGCUGUUCUCUGAACAAAUGCUGCAUUACUAUACAAGUAUAGUACUGAAGUCCUGGUGGCCUGGCGGGGUACUGAGCGAGACCACGUCCAAUAGAAACAUUAGGGAUAAAGAGAAUACACGCACACUGGCGCUGCAACAGCUGAGCGAGAGCGUGGUGGGCGCGCUGUCGUCGCUGGUGGGCGCGCACGCGGCGGCGCGCGGCGCGCACAAGCUGUUCCACACGCUGCAGGAGACCACGCACAACAAGCAGCUCUUCUACGAGAUUUUCGAGCUUGUUCUUCUAGAAGUAUUUCCGGAACUAAAGCGCUAUCAAUAA
Messenger RNA from Melitaea cinxia (Glanville fritillary), 2853 nucleotides. RefSeq names its product sorting nexin-25 (gene snz). Gene Ontology annotation, cellular component: intracellular membrane-bounded organelle. Lineage: Eukaryota; Metazoa; Arthropoda; Insecta; Lepidoptera; Nymphalidae. The transcript has 17 exons. The record is from RefSeq and is a predicted model, not a curated record. The coding region runs from base 1 to 2853 and encodes 950 amino acids. Gene Ontology annotation, molecular function: phosphatidylinositol binding.